This is a messenger RNA of Aspergillus eucalypticola CBS 122712, 471 nucleotides long. RefSeq lists its product as uncharacterized. NCBI's taxonomy places the organism in Eukaryota, Fungi, Ascomycota, Eurotiomycetes, Eurotiales, Aspergillaceae. The record is from RefSeq and is a predicted model, not a curated record. The transcript has 4 exons. The coding region runs from base 1 to 471 and encodes 156 amino acids.
AUGAACCGAGGCUUUACCAGAUAUACCACCAAAAACUGGACGAUUGGCUUAGGGUUGUCGCCAGCCGUCCUGCGGCAAGCGAAGAUUAUAGCAGAGAAGGCUGCCUAUUUCUCCGUCAGGGCGAUGUCCGAAAUGCAACGAUUCUACCCACCAAGGCUAAACCUAGAUCGCGUAUGGGUACAGGACGUCAAUCAGGCAGUGUAUGGCUCUGAGGGUAUCUGGAGCCACGACGGUGAUUCAACAGCCGCAAUCAUGCAAACCCUGUCCUGCAGAACAGAGUUCGAUGCCAACGCUGGCUGUCUUCGCAUCGGCGUUGGUACUGCCUUUCAUUCAGGCCGAGAGGCUAGGGAGUGGCUAGCUAAUCUUGCUGAGAAAGGAAUUCAGCACACACUACUUGCUGUGAAUAAUUGGGCCGAGCUUGGGGAUGCGUGGUAUGCGGCGUUGCACUGUGGGGUUCUCGGCUGGAAGUAA